Messenger RNA from Aspergillus pseudoviridinutans, 810 nucleotides. RefSeq lists its product as uncharacterized. The transcript has a single exon. The coding region runs from base 1 to 810 and encodes 269 amino acids. NCBI's taxonomy places the organism in Eukaryota, Fungi, Ascomycota, Eurotiomycetes, Eurotiales, Aspergillaceae. The record is from RefSeq and is a predicted model, not a curated record.
AUGGCAGAUGUUCGCUCGUUACUUCGAAGUGAGCUUGCUGCUCGCAAGGGCGCACCGCAAGCAGGAAGUACCAGUAAUCGAGUUACCAAGAAGCGGAAGGUCGAUAUCACGGAUGACCUGACGCGAAAGAAGAUGAGGCCUGGUGAAAAAAGUGCAGACUCCCAAUCGCCGACAGUACAUACUUUGCAACCACCAAGCGCCCAGGCAAUCGAUGAAGUGGAGGAUGUGGAACAACUAGAUGAAGAAACUGCUAGCCUAGAACUUCCGCCGAACUCGAAAGCCUCUCAAGACCAGACCCAGGCACAGUCUAAGCCGUUGCUCGAAUCGAAUACACCCCCAGCUAUCGAUGAGGACGAAUGGGCAGCAUUUGAGCGUGAUGUGGUGGCGCCAACUCGUGUGCCCCAGGCACCUGCUGCAGUUGCUGCAGCAGCGACGAUAUCGGCCGCACCAAUCUCGGCCAAGCAACUGGCUGCCCAGCAAGAGGCAGAAAAGGGAACGUCAAUACAAGCACGUGAAGCUGAGAUCGAAGGGGAACGAGAAGACGCGGCUCGGUUCUUGGAGGAUGAAUUUGAUGAGAUGGAGCAGCUUGAAGAACGGAUCAGGCGAUUGAAGCAUAAGAGGGAAGAACUGAGACAGAAACGAGCUAAGGAAGCUUCAGAGAUGCCUCAGACAGAAGGAUCCUCGUCCGGGAAACCGCCAGGGGAACAGCGGAUUGAUGUGACUAAACAAAGUGACGAAGAAGAAAACGAUGACGAUGACGACGAUGAUGAUGUGGAUGACGAUGACUGGGACAACUGGAGAUUUAGGUAA